Messenger RNA from Gadus chalcogrammus (walleye pollock), 779 nucleotides. RefSeq lists its product as uncharacterized. NCBI's taxonomy places the organism in Eukaryota, Metazoa, Chordata, Actinopteri, Gadiformes, Gadidae. The transcript has 3 exons. Gene Ontology annotation, cellular component: nucleus. The record is from RefSeq and is a predicted model, not a curated record. The coding region runs from base 129 to 779 and encodes 216 amino acids.
CCUCGUGCGCUCUUGUUGUUGCUGGAGCAGCGGUGGGGGCUGGCCCCGUUGCUAUGUUACCUGUACUUUGUUGAUGUUUAUGGUUUGGGUUUCACGGAGAAUAAACCGUUAAUUAAUAGACCGAAAAAAUGGAAGACAACAGUGCCAAGCGCAGCAAGAACUUUUCGAAACAGGAGCGCGAUGCGAUUGCAAUAAAAAAAAAAUGGGCAGACGUAAAAUCCCUCGUAAAGAAAAAAGCUGCUGAGAGGACGAGGGAGACGAAGAAGACAGGAGGAGGGACGUCCUCUGUUAAACUCGACGCUUUGGAGGAGAAGAUUUUGGGUAUGAUAGGGGAAUCGCUGGUAGGAGGAGUUCAAGGAGGGGUGGACACUGGAGACCACAGCUGUAUGCAGCUGCUACAGCAGACACAAACGGAUACUAUGGUGGACCUUGAUUUUCUUCCCACCCAAGCAGGAGUUGCAACAAUCCAAGUUAUUGUACCCACUGAAGACAUUGUCCCCCCCCACAUUGAACUUGAAGUUCAACAAAAUAAUUCUGAAGAAGAUCUUACUCUGUCACCACUAAUUUCAGAGUCCAUCCUCCAGCCCACACCAGUGAUGACACACAGCAUGGAGGACAUGAUCUUUAUUCAAAGAGACCUUUUGGAGGAAGUGCGACAACUUAGAAGGGUUCAAGAGCAACUUCUACUGGUGGAGAGAGAGAGACUGCUCUUGGCCAAAGCCAAAUUUGAGCUAAAAAAAAAGAAUAUUAGUAUUAUAUUAUUAUUAAGAGUAUUAUAG